This is a messenger RNA of Pelobates fuscus (common spadefoot toad), 2953 nucleotides long. It is a transcript of the gene POPDC3, whose product is annotated as popeye domain containing 3. Gene Ontology annotation, biological process: heart development; skeletal muscle tissue development; regulation of membrane potential. Bases 557 to 1453 code for a protein of 298 amino acids. The transcript is spliced from 4 exons. Gene Ontology annotation, molecular function: cAMP binding. The record is from RefSeq and is a predicted model, not a curated record. Lineage: Eukaryota; Metazoa; Chordata; Amphibia; Anura; Pelobatidae. Gene Ontology annotation, cellular component: sarcolemma.
CUCUCUCCCUCUCUCUCUCCAGCAGGCAGUAAGAGCUGCAGGCGCUGCUAGGAAGGGGAGUGUGCUCGGUGCUGGACAGCAGCCUCCCCUCUCCAUGCCUAUUUUAGUCCCAUCUCCCCGGCCACUGAUCAGCUUCUCCUCUACUCCCGGCUCUCACUGACAAAACUUUUCCCGGGACCCCCUGGGGGAGCCAGCCCUGCUCUGCCUGCACCACCCAGUGUACCCUCUCCAAUUCACAAAUCAUGGAUGGAUGUUUAUCAUUAUUAAUGCAACAGAGUUUUUGCCUGAACUGCGCUGACCUCAACCGUGUACAACUUUGCUCAAGUACAGAAGGCGAUGUUCACUGUUUGGGUUUCAUUUUUGGAUCCAAUUAAGACAGUAGAUCAGAGACACCAUGCAGAGCUGUCCGGACCUAUUUAUUGCCAUUGACUAUAGUAUUAAGUAUCACAAUAUUAAAAAGCACCAAAAAGUUCUAAACGCACCAUACAAGUUUGACAUCAAAAGCAAAAUAAGAAUGCUGUCCUGAUGUAGAUGACAACCAAUAAACCAAGCAGUCAUGGGGGAAAAUGUGAGUUUUUGGGAGAGCCUAGUGGUUGGACACCCAGUAUGUGUUGAGUGGAAUCAAAUGACUGAAGGAUCCUUUUACCAUUUAUCCAGCAUUCUUUUUGUACUGGGUUCCAUGGCAGGCAGUGGGGUCUUUGGACUUCUGUAUGGAUAUAUUUUCUUUGCACUAAGCUUUUUCUGUACGUGCAUAUGGGCAUGGCUGGAUGUCUGUGCUGCCGAUGUGUUUUCCUGGAGCUUUAUCCUUCUGGUGAUCUGCAUCAUUCAGAUUAUUUACCUGGCCUAUCAACUAAGGAGUGUCUCGUUUGACAAAGAAUUACAAGAUUUAUACAGUACCGUCUUCCAACCCCUUGGGAUCUCGUUAUCUGUAUUUCGAAAAAUCAUCUCGUAUUGUAAUGCAGAGGUGGUCACAUUGGAAAGGGAACAUUGUUACGCAGUCCAAGGGAAAACUCCAAUCGACAAACUCUCAUUACUUAUUUCAGGAAGGAUACGAGUGACAGUAGAUGGAGAGUUUCUUCAUUAUAUUUUCCCUCGUAAGUUUUUGGAUUCUCCAGAGUGGGACUCCCUUAGACCUUCAGAAGAAGGGACUUUUCAGGUAACACUUACGGCAGAAACAAAGUGCCGAUACGUUACAUGGAGGAGAAAAAAACUGUAUUUAUUAUUUGCCAAAAACCGUUACAUCUGCAGACUAUUUUCAGUGUUGAUAAGAGGUGACAUUGCUGAUAAACUCUAUGAAUUGAACGAAAAAGUUUCCCUCGACAGUGGUUUUAGAUUCGAUAUCAGACUACCUAACUAUUAUCACAUGGCAUUGCCAGAAGAAGCACAUUCAACAACUCCCUCCAUCCAUGUCCAGGAUGUCUUUGUGAAGAAAAGCACACCCAACAGACUAUGACAUUUCAUUCUAAAGCUGUACCAUUGUCGUGGUAUACAUUAGAAAACCUUCCACAAUAAGAGACGUUUGCCCGCAGCAGCUCAUGGUAAAUUUAAUAGUAGCUGGAGAGUGCCAUGUAUUAUCUUCAUGAUGGGUAGUAAUCAUUUGUGAUCACUCUUUUUAUAUGGGCAAGGCUAACAAUGCCUUGAUUAGUUGCUUCACGUGAUUGAUUAGGAGCUAUUUUUAUAAGUCCUUCCUGAAAAGACGUCUUUUCCACCAAUAAAGGGACAGAAGCUACAUAAAACGAUAGUAUCAUAUACUCCUUGCCAAUAUCUGUAAAAUAUUUGGAGCGCCAGUCCUAAAAGAACAAUCCAAGCACCAUGUCCACUACAGCUCACUGUACUGGUUACGGUGCCAGACAUGCCCUGCUGCUGUCCAAAAAUAAUUUGUCAAACUGUUUUAGAACAGUUAUCUGUUUGAUGCUUUCUGUCAACGACUGCGGUCCGGUACUGGACGUGCUUAGUUAAGUCAAUACAUCUGGCAGUAGAAAGUGGAUGUGGCAUGGGUGCCUGGGGGAUCCAUACAAUUAAAAAAUGGUUUGGCAAUCAACUCUGGGAGGGUGCCAAUGGGCUGUAAUGGGAAUGGUGCUUGGAGUGUUCCUUUAAACUUUGCCAUAAAUCUUUUUACCUAACAACACGUCUGGAGAGACACGACUAUUUGCUAUUUAUUGCAUGAAAAGUUAUAUGCAUAUUGAAAGUAGCAGGAGACAAUUGUAAUCUCAGAGUAAAUCUGCAACCGUUACGAAAAAACUAAAUUGCCAUAAUAUGGCAUUCUCUGUACUAAAACAAGCAUAGUGCUUAUUUUUUAAAGCACUUCAUGUAACCCAAACUCCUAAAAUAAGGAUGAAACCACAAUUCUGGAUUCCUGUCUACGGAUAACAAUUCAAUUCCAGUUAUUUUACAGAAAUAUAUUUUUUCAGAUUUGGUAUAAUGGAACGGAAAUAUAAAAUCUUCGUAAUUAUAUGGUAUCCUCAUUUUGCACUUCCUCUGAAAGAAAAUAAAAACUACAUAAGUUAUUAUAGUGUGACAUACAAAAUGACACAUAUGCCCUGCUUAAAGGGACACAGCUUAAUCUAGUGCUUCUGGUGUCUAUAGCUAGUCCCUGCAGGCUCAGCAAUGUAAACUCUGCUUUUUCAGAGAGAAGGCAGUGUUUAUAUUGCUGCCUAGUAACAACUCUAGUGGCAGUCACUCAGAUGGCCACUACAGGUGCUUCCUAUCUCAGUGCUGCACAGGGUGCAGCACCUAUGUUGAGCGUCUCCAUGUUUCCCAUAGAGAUGCAUUCAUUCAAUGUACCUGUGUGAGGAGAUGCUGAUUGGCACAGCGUAGCAUUUUGCUGUGCAUGUGCAAUAGCCUCCCAGUGCUUUCCUAUGAGAAAGCACUGGAUUGGUUGUGAUCACCAAGGUUGAUGAUCUCAGCCAAUUAGGCUGGGCAAAACCGUUGUGGCGGGUAAAUUCACCUUUUU